This is a messenger RNA of Suillus bovinus, 1158 nucleotides long. Its product is annotated as Septin-domain-containing protein. The coding region runs from base 1 to 1158 and encodes 385 amino acids. Gene Ontology annotation, molecular function: GTPase activity; GTP binding; molecular adaptor activity. NCBI's taxonomy places the organism in Eukaryota, Fungi, Basidiomycota, Agaricomycetes, Boletales, Suillaceae. Gene Ontology annotation, cellular component: cytosol; septin complex; cell division site. The record is from RefSeq and is a predicted model, not a curated record. The transcript has 5 exons. Gene Ontology annotation, biological process: cytoskeleton-dependent cytokinesis.
AUGUCAUCCGCACCAGCACCUUCGUUUGAUGGCAUUGGUAUCGCCAACCUCCCCAACCAGAGGCACAAAAUCGUUGCCAAACAUGGUGCACACUUCACCAUGAUGGUUGUUGGCGAGUCGGGUCUCGGGAAGACGACUUUAGUGAACACGCUUUUCACGACCGAGUUGUCUCCUCCUAGAAACUACAGCAGGCGGCACCACAAACAGCUCGACAAGCUAACUGAAGUCGAAAUCAUUAAGGCUGAGCUUGAGGAAAAGCAGUUCAAGGUCAAACUCACCGUUAUCGACACCCCCGGUUUUGGUGACUAUGUCAACAACCGCGAUUCCUGGUCACCAAUUGUUGACUUCAUUGAUGACCAACAUGAGGCAUACAUGCGCCAGGAACAGCAGCCCCAGCGCCACGAAAAGAUUGACCUCAGAGUUCACGCUUGCCUCUACUUCAUCCGGCCCACUGGGCACACCCUGAAGCCGCUAGAUAUCGAGAUUAUGAAGCGCCUCGGCACUCGUGUGAAUCUCAUCCCCGUCGUUGCGAAAGCAGACACCCUCACGCAAAAUGAUCUGUUCCUCUUCAAACAACGCGUCCGGGAAGUUAUCGCCGCCCAGGGAAUUCGCAUUUACCAACCCCCCGUUGAAACCGAUGACGAGACUGCUGCCGAACAUGCGCGCAUGCUCACUGAUGCCAUCCCCUUUUCGAUCAUUGGCUCAACUGAAGAUGUCCAGACCCCUGAUGGUCGCCUGGUCAAGGGUCGCGAGUACCUUUGGGGUGUUGCUGAAGUUGAGAAUGAAAACCACUGUGAUUUCCGCAAGUUGCGCUCCCUACUUAUCCGCACUCACAUGCUCGACCUCAUUUCGACCACGGAGGAGUUGCACUACGAGAACUACAGGCAGCAACAGAUGGAGACGAGGAAGUUUGGGGAGCCCAAGGUCAAGAAAGUGGACAACCCUAAGUUCAAGGAGGAGGAAGAGUUACUCAGGAAGCGCUUUACCGAACAGGUCAAAGCCGAAGAAGCCCGCUUCAGACAAUGGGAGCAACACCUUAUCGCCGAACGGGACCGUCUCAACAAAGACUUGGAGAUGGCACACAGUGCCAUUAAGUCGCUGGAGGCCGAGCUCGACAACCUCCAAGCUGGCUAUGGUCGCGGCAGCGCCAGGCGGUGA